UUCGUGUAGCACAGGGAUCCGAUCACUUGUGUCUGGGCAGAGCCGGAGCCUCACGCGCUGAUCCGGGACCGGAGCCUCCGCCACCACAGGACCAAUGCCCAGAUACGAGAUGGCGCUGAUCCUCAAGGCCAUGCAGCGGCCUGAGACAGUGGCAACUUUGAAACGUACGAUAGAGACUCUGAUGGAAAAAGGAGCCAUUAUACGGAACCUGGAAAACCUCGGGGAGAAGAAUCUUCCUUAUAAGAUCUCCAAGCACAGUCAGCGUCACACGCGAGGAGGGUACUUUCUAGUUGACUUCUAUUCUCCACCCAACAUCGUUCCCAGCGUGCUGGACCAUCUAUCCCGUGACAUCGAUGUCAUCAGACCAACCAUCCUGAAACACGAUGAGGAGAAGCCACCAGAGAGGCCGUGUCCCGGAAUGCUUCCCCCUACCAAUCUUGAGUCAAAGUUCAGCCGUAGGAAGAAGAAAUGAGGCGGAGUCCAUCGAUGUGGAAGCUGGCUUGUGUAUAAAGCAUUGUAUAUUUUUCUUUUCUUAAGUCUGGUAGAAUAAAUAAUAAAAUAUCAUUCAAUUUCAA
Molecule: messenger RNA, 575 nt
Organism: Hyla sarda
Lineage: Eukaryota; Metazoa; Chordata; Amphibia; Anura; Hylidae
Gene: MRPS6
Product: mitochondrial ribosomal protein S6
Exons: 3
Coding region: 95-472 (125 amino acids)
Biological process (GO): translation
Cellular component (GO): mitochondrial small ribosomal subunit; ribosome
Molecular function (GO): structural constituent of ribosome; small ribosomal subunit rRNA binding
Source: RefSeq, a predicted model, not a curated record